AUCAAGUCAAGAGUGUCAAAGGUCGAUAGAUCUAGACUACAGCUAGAAGUUGAGGAUAAAUAUUUAGAUCGUCAUGCCUCUGAAGAAAAUACCAAACAUCAUUUCCCCGGAUUUGCUUCACGUGCUUGCACUAAUGGGGCAUGGAGACGAGAUAGUAUUUGCAGAUGCUCACUUCCCAUCCUCUUCCAUCUGUCGAAGCGGUCCAAGGGAGCUAAGAGCUGAUGGUCUUGAUAUCCCUUCACUGUUAGAGGGAGUGCUAGAGCUGUUCACCUUGGACCAGUAUGUUGACAAACCGGUGGGCAGAAUGGAUCUUGUUGAUUCCGACAAGGCAAAGAAGCUCCCAACUCCAGUCUGGGACAAAUACAUGGCCAUUAUCAACAAAGCAGAGGGCAGAGAAGUUCCUGUGGAACUCAUAGAGAGAUUUCAGUUUUAUGAACGAGCCAAGACAGCUUUUGCCAUUGUGCAUACAGGUGAAACAGCUCAAUAUGGUAACAUCAUUCUGAAAAAAGGAGUCUGCUUAUAGACAGUCACUGGAAGAAGAAUUCAAAUACAUGUGCAAUGAAAGAAUAAUUCCAAACACAUUUUAUAUCGAAUUUUAAGAAUAUUUGAUUAUAUAAAACUGAUUGAUGCUCAAUCAAAUGUGGGUUUGAAACAUUUUCCUCAAACCACUCUGCAUGAAGAUCUCCCUCAGUAAAGUGUCAUAGAACCAAAGAGGGUAGGUAUGUGACCUUGUUGAGCAGGUCGUGGGGUACAUUUGUGUCAGAUUACAAGUUUAUGUAUUUGUUUUAUAGUAUUGUCCGUCAUUUUGUAGCCAUAACAGCGAUGGCACUUUUGUAGAGGCAGUUGUCCGGGAACUGGAAAUCUAAAGUGGGUCUUAUUUCUAGAAACUGGAAAUAACCGUAAUAUGUCUGUACCUAGUCAGGUGUUUUUUUCCAUUGUGAUCUAUUUUCAAGACAAGAAUUAUGUGAUCUUGGAGUAAGGGCUUUGAUUUUUAUGAGACUGCAUUAACAGAUUCUAUUCUUCCUGGCUCUGUACGAGACAGUACAUUAGUUGGCUGGCCCGAAGUGUUCAUGGAGACCAUUUAUCAUGUUAGAUCAGACCAAUUAUAUUUCUUGUUUUGCGGAGCCCCGGGGCGUAUUUUUUCAAGAAUGAGAACAAAACUUGAAUUAAUUUUCCCUGCACUUAAAAUAAAAUACUAAUUUUUUUAUUGGCCAAAAAUGUAAACUUACAAAAAACACAUUGUUUUUUUAUUGUUUUUUGCUUCAUGUACACUUCAUAAAUUUCCAAAAGGAAAAAUAGUUGUCAAUGUCGCCGAAACACACAAGAAAAUAUUAUUGGUAUUUUUGGGGGGGAAUCAAAACUCAUUCCAACAAUGUGCCAACCCCUAUACUAAGCUGUAUGUUUUGGAUGCUGUGUGCAUAUAAACAAGAAAAUAUGGUACACAAAUGUUUGAUCUUUUAAGGAGGGAACUUCAAGCAGGACAAACAGCAGUCCUGGCAUGUUUGACUCAAGUCAUUAACACACCACUUAAAAUUAAUCAUGUACUUAAAUACAUGUAUACCAGUUAAUUAUUACCCUAAAUACUCGGAGGCAAUGUCAUGGCAUGCCACUUAAUGUACAGAUUGUGGGGGAGGCUUGUAGACUUGGUGGAUACAUGUCAUAACCCAGCUGGGUAUAUCUGUGAUCAUAUCAGUCACUGGAUUGUGUGGUCCUGACUCAGUUUAAUUACAGAGCUGAAAUAUAGCUAAGUGCAGGUUAACAAGCAAACACAACACCUACAUAGUCUCACUGAUUUUAGGAGUGCUUCAGGCUAAUCAUGAGUUGUAUUCUCCACAAUACAUGUAGACCAGGAAAGAACAGAAAUCACUGAACCAGUGGAGCCAUUCCAUUUUCAUUUGGGUAACAAGCCAUUAUCAGAUCAGUCAUGUUUAUUUCCUUGUUGUUUAAUGUCACACUCUUCCAGCUAUAAGAUGGCAGACUAUAAAUAAUAAAAUCUGAAUAAGUUGAUCCAGCAUCGACAUCUUGAGCAUGGAUUCACACAAUCAACCAAGCCUUUCUUGCCAACACAAUGCAGUGGCCUCUUACAUGUAGCAAGGGUAAUCAAAGACAUUUAUUGUUACACAGAAUCCCCUCAUUUUUACAUGAUUUGAUGAUCUCACAGUAAAUAACAUUACCUUUGUUACUGAAGUACAACCUGACUACCGAUAAUGCAGUGGGAAACUACAUUUGGCUCACUUGGUUGUGAAUGAUAUUUGUUUCUAAAUGCAGGGAUGAGGAUGGGUAGGAGUUAAAAAAGAGGAAUGAGUUCUGGGUCUUGGAGGCUUUGAGUCCUCAUGCAAGAACCAAUGACCCCAGCGCGAUCAAAUCCACGGAAUUCGCGCAAAUUCUCAUCCCUGUAAAUGUGUGUUUUGUUUUGUGUCAAGAUGGGAGUAGUUUUGUAAUGUUUUCUCUCCUGCUUCUAGCUCUGCUGGGCGAGCUGUUGUCCACGUUAACUGUAUUAUUGGUAGGAGACUGUUUGAUGAGUGUUUGUCUGGGUGAUUAUAUUUUGGAAUAAAGAUAUUUUAUUAAA
Molecule: messenger RNA, 2569 nt
Organism: Haliotis rubra (blacklip abalone)
Lineage: Eukaryota; Metazoa; Mollusca; Gastropoda; Lepetellida; Haliotidae
Product: fucose mutarotase-like
Exons: 6
Coding region: 74-523 (149 amino acids)
Biological process (GO): fucose metabolic process
Molecular function (GO): racemase and epimerase activity, acting on carbohydrates and derivatives; fucose binding
Source: RefSeq, a predicted model, not a curated record